Balaenoptera acutorostrata (minke whale) is the source of this 3337-nucleotide messenger RNA. It is a transcript of the gene DEPDC1, whose product is annotated as DEP domain containing 1. Bases 150 to 2708 code for a protein of 852 amino acids. Gene Ontology annotation, cellular component: nucleus; transcription repressor complex. The transcript has 12 exons. NCBI's taxonomy places the organism in Eukaryota, Metazoa, Chordata, Mammalia, Artiodactyla, Balaenopteridae. Gene Ontology annotation, biological process: intracellular signal transduction. The record is from RefSeq and is a predicted model, not a curated record.
GGGAGUAGACCAGCCGGCGCAAGCCCCACGGCCCCGCGCGAAAGCCUUGAGAGUCCACAGCCCACGCCGACGGUGGCGGGGUCAGGGCGGCGCGUCACGUGACCCAACGGCGCAGCCAAUCAGCGCAGCGCUCUGAGGUAUUCAAAUCGAUGGCGGGGCCGACGGUUGUGCGGGGCUGCGCUGCUGCCGGCGUCUCGGGGCCUGAGUGUCGCCUUCCGCCGCCAUGCCGGGUACCGGGCGCUGACAGACCUUCGGGCCCGGUGGGCGGAAUGGAGAAUCAAGGAGUGCCUCCCGGGCCUUAUCGGGCCACCAGGCUGUGGAAUGAAGUUACCACAUCUUUUCGAGCAGGAAUGCCUCUAAGGAAACACAGGCAACACUUUAAAAAAUAUGGCAAUUGUUUUACAGCAGGAGAAGCGGUAGACUGGCUUUAUGACCUAUUAAGAAAUAAUAACAAUUUUGGUCCUGAAGUUACAAGGCAACAGACUAUCCAGCUAUUGAGAAAAUUUCUUAAGAACCAUGUCAUUGAAGAUAUCAAAGGCAAAUGGGGAUCAGAAAAUCUUGAUGACAACAGUCAGCUAUUCAGAUUUCCUGCAAAUUCUCCACUUAAAACUCUUCCACGAAGGCAUCCAGAAUCGAGAAAAAACAGAAUAGAGAACUUUUCCAAAGAUAAAGAUAGUAUUUUUAAAUUACGAAACUUAUCUCGGAGAACUCCUAAAAAGCAUGGAUUACAUUUCUCUCAGGAAAAUGCAGAGAAAAUGAACUGUGAAAUAAUCAAUGAAGAUCAAGAAAACUCAGUUGAUAAUAGAGAAAUAAGCCAGAAAGAUGUUGAAGAAGUUUGGAGAUAUGUUAUUCUGAUCUACCUGCAAACAAUUUUAGGUGUAUCAUCCCUAGAAGAAGUCAUAAAUCCCAAACAAGUAAUUCCUCAGUAUAUAAUGUACAACAUGGCCAAUACAAGUAAGCAUGGAGUAGUUAUACUGCAAGACAAAUCAGAUGACCUUCCUCACUGGGUAUUAUCUGCCAUGAAGUGCCUAGCAAAUUGGCCAAGAAGUAAUGAUAUGAAUAAUCCAACUUAUGUUGGAUUUGAACGAGAUGUAUUCAGAACAAUUGCAGAUUAUUUUCUAGAUCUCCCUGAACCUCUACUUACCUUUGAAUAUUAUGAAUUAUUUGUGAACAUUUUGGUUGUUUGUGGCUACGUCACAGUUUCAGAUAGACCCAGUGGGAUACAUAAAAUCCAAGAUGAUCCACAGUCUUCAAAAAUCCUUCACUUAAACAGUCUGAAUUCCUUCAAAUCAACUGAGUGUCUUCUUCUCAGUCUGCUUCAUAAAGACAAAAACAAAGAAGAAUCAGAUACUACUGAGAGACUGCAGAUAAGUGAUCAAGGAUUUCAAGAAAACUAUGCUAAGAAAAUGCAGCUAGUUAAUUUAAAAAACAGAAGAGCCAGUGUUAAUGACAUAAUGGGAGGAAGUUGUCAUAAUUUAAUAGGCUUAAGUAGUAUGCAUGUUCUAUCCUCUAGCAUCAAACCAAGGUGCUAUUCAUUAGAAGGAAUUGUAGAUUUACCAGGGAGUUCAAGUAAAGAGGUCUCCAGUGUCUUCCAUCAAUCUGUUCUGAACAUAAAAGGACAAAAUAAUAAACAAUUUUUAGAGUCUGAGACCAAACAGGAAUCCCUAAUGAAUCUUCAUUCAGAGGAAAGUAUUCAAAAGCCACUCUGUGUUGCUUUUAAAAGAACCUCUACUUUGACCGUUCAAGACCAAGAGGAGUUAUGUAAUGGAAAGUGCAAGUCAAAACAGCUUUGUAGAUCUCAGAGUUUACUUUUAAGAAGUAGUACAAGAAGGAAUAGUUAUAUUAAUAUGCCAGUGGCUGAAAUUAUCAUGAAACCAAAUCUUGGACAAGGCAGCACAAGUGUGCAAACAGCUAUGGAAGGUGAACUCGGAGAGUCUAGUACCACAGUCAAUAAAAGACUCUGCAAAAGUACAAUAGAACUUUCAGAAAACUCUUUACCUCCAGCUUCCUCUAUGUUGACUGGCACACAAAGUUUGCUACAACCUCAUUUAGAGAGGGUUGCCAUCGAUGCACUACAGUUGUGUUGUUUGUUACUUCCCCCACCAAAUCGUAGACGGCUUCAACUUUUAAUGCGCAUGAUUUCGCGAAUGAGUCAAAAUGUUGAUAUGCCCCAACUUCAUGAUGCAAUGGGUACAAGAUCACUGAUGAUACAUACUUUUUCUCGGUGUGUGUUACGCUGUGCUGAAGAAGUAGAUCUUGAUGAGCUUCUUGCUGCACGAUUAGUUUCUUUCUUGAUGGAUCAUCAACAGGAAAUUCUUCAAGUACCCUCUUACCUACAGACUGCAGUGGAAAAACAUCUUGACUACUUAAGAAAGGGCCAUAUUAAAAAUCCUGGAGAUGGAGUGAUUGCUCCUUUGCCAACGUAUUCAUACUGUAAACAAAUUAGUGCUCAAGAAUUUGAUGAACAAAAAGUUUCUACCUCUCAAGCUGCAGUUGCAGAACUUUUAGAGAAUAUUAUUAAAAAUAAGAGUUUGCCUGUAAAGGAGAAAAGGAAAAAACUAAAACAGUUUCAGAAGGAAUAUCCCUUGAUAUAUCAGAAAAGAUUUCCAACCUCUGAAAGUGAAGCAGCACUUUUUGGUGACAAACCUACAAUCAAGCAACCAAUGCUAAUUUUAAGAAAACCAAAGUUUCGUACUUUAAGAUACUAAUUGAAUUGAAAAUUAUGUAAUACUUGUGGAACUUUGGUAAGUGAAGCCAUAUCUAUUCAGCUACUAAAAAGGAAGUCUAUUUAUAAAUAAGGUUUUUCUAAAUAAAACAUUAUGUAAGGAAGUGCCAAAAUAGUUUUUAUCAAUGUGAAACUGCUGAGAAACUAGUGAAUCUCAAUGGAGAGCAAGUGACAAUAGGUGAUACCAAAUAUUUUAAUCAGAAAUAAUCUUUUGUUUUUUAUACAACUAUCUGGAAAAGCUAUCAUGAUGUGUGCUAAAGUUUCAUUUACUUGAAUUUUGAAAAAUGACAUUUGCUCAUCAAGAUUAAGCUGUAAUUCUUUAAAAAAAACAACUUAUCUGCAUGUGCUUAUGGAUGUUAGCUUAAAGAACUAGUUGUUUAGGAUUACUUUUGUUUCUAAGUGUAAGAAUGUGAAGAAUAUUUGAAAAUUCAAUGAAUUAAUUUUCAACUGCUAAAUAUUGCACUCAUAUAUUCUUUUGCUACUUUUGAUCUAUUUAUAUAUAUAUGUGUUUUUAAAAUGUGAAUAUAUAUUAUAAGACUUUGGUUUGCCUUAAACAUUUACCCUAACUGCUUCAGUCAUUCAUUUUUUCAAUAAAUAUCUUUUGCAUUCUUA